This is a messenger RNA of Lachancea nothofagi CBS 11611, 1071 nucleotides long. NCBI's taxonomy places the organism in Eukaryota, Fungi, Ascomycota, Saccharomycetes, Saccharomycetales, Saccharomycetaceae. The record is from the annotation of a GenBank genome assembly.
AUGCCUCGGAGCUUUAAAAUUAGCGUGCCUGCUUCAUCGGCUAAUAUUGGACCUGGAUACGAUGUUUUAGGUAUCGGGUUAGCGUUGUAUUUGACGCUGGAUGUUGAAAUUAAUGCCAAAAAUGCCAACGAAACUAAUGAAGACCCAAACAACUGUAACAUUAGCUACACCGAAGAUAGUGAGGGUUUCGGAAACGUUCCGCUCAAAUCGGACGAGAAUUUGAUCACCAGAACGGCGUUGUACGUUCUUCGGUGCAACAACAACCGGACUUUUCCAUCUGGCACUAAAGUGCAUAUCCACAACCCCAUUCCUCUAGGUCGUGGUUUGGGAUCCUCUGGCGCGGCCGUGGUGGCUGGUGUCAUGCUUGGUAACGAAGUGGGUCAACUGGGCUUCUCCAGACAGCGCAUGCUAGACUAUUGCCUGAUGAUUGAGCGUCACCCAGAUAACAUCACGGCUGCGAUGAUGGGUGGAUUCGUAGGCUCCUUUUUAAGAGACCUCACCCCUGCGGAGAUGGAAAGACGCGAGAUUCCAUUGAGCGAGGUUCUUGGCGAACCAAAUGGUGGUGAGAACACUGGUUUAGUACCACCAAGCCCUCCUAUGAACAUUGGCCGCCACGUAUCCUACAACUGGAACAAGGACAUCAAGUGUAUUGCUAUCAUUCCAAACUUUGAGGUAUCUACCGCUGAUUCUAGAGGUGUCUUGCCCCAGGCCUAUACCGCUAAAGAUUUGGUUUUCAAUCUGCAGAGACUGGCCGUUUUGACCACAGCGUUGACUCAAUCACCUCCAAACCCAGAGUUGAUUUACCCAGCAAUGCAAGACCGUGUGCACCAACCUUACAGAAAGACUUUGAUACCAGGUUUGACCGAGAUUCUAUCAAGUGUCACUCCUUCGACAUACCCUGGUCUCCUGGGUAUCUGUUUGUCUGGUGCAGGUCCCACCAUUUUGGCCUUGGCCGUGGAUAACUUCGAAGACAUCGCGUUGGAAAUCAUUAAUAGAUUUUCAAAAAACAACAUCGGUUGCAGCUGGAAAUUGCUGGAUCUUGCUUACGAAGGUGCCCAACUGGAAAAUUGA